Anastrepha ludens (Mexican fruit fly) is the source of this 2907-nucleotide messenger RNA. RefSeq names its product T-box protein H15 (gene mid). The transcript is spliced from 4 exons. The record is from RefSeq and is a predicted model, not a curated record. Gene Ontology annotation, biological process: positive regulation of DNA-templated transcription; cell fate specification; regulation of transcription by RNA polymerase II. Gene Ontology annotation, molecular function: DNA-binding transcription factor activity, RNA polymerase II-specific; RNA polymerase II cis-regulatory region sequence-specific DNA binding. Bases 523 to 2277 code for a protein of 584 amino acids. NCBI's taxonomy places the organism in Eukaryota, Metazoa, Arthropoda, Insecta, Diptera, Tephritidae. Gene Ontology annotation, cellular component: nucleus.
CUUGCCGCAGCAAGCAGUCAGUUCGUCGUCGCUUGCCUUUCAUUGUGCACACACCCGUUUUCGUCGCUCCAUACGUCGUGUAUUCGCCGUCGCCGUCGCCUUUGCCGUUAAAAAAGCGUUUUUCCUCACAUUCGUUUGGUAACAGGAAAAUUGUGUACUUAACGACAAGUAGUUGUAAAGAAAAACUUCUCAAGAUUAGUCGAACGCGUUAUAGAGUGUGAACUCAGGGACGAAUGUGUUAAAUGCAAUAAAACAGAAGAACAGUAGUGAAACGGCUGUUAAACGAUAACUAAAGAUUACAAACAAAAACGAAUUAUAAACAAAAACAAGUGCAACAAAAGAUUUAGAUAAGAAUUAGAAAAAUAUUUUUCACGAAAGAUGUGCUGAUUUUCGAGGAACCAAGUGAUACAUUAGCGUUAUUUCAAGCCCCAAAAACACGCCAACUUCUUAUCGGGCAUCAGCUUUAAGCGCUAAAAAAUCAAAAUUAAUUUUCCUCACUCAUCAUACGCCCAGGCUGCCAAAAUGCUUGUUGGCUCACAUCCGUAUCUGUGCAAUGGCGUACUGCCGCCCACGGUGUCUAAUACCGCUGCAGCUGCUGCUGCCGCCGCCGCGGCUGUAGCCAAUUCGAAUGCCAACAAUUCAAAUCAGAUCCAAACCACAGCGGGCAGUAAAAAUGCCGCCGGCUCAGCAACAGACUUCUCAAUAGCUGCGAUAAUGGCCAGAGAAGAUGCCUCAAGUAGAGAAUCGUCCGUGCGAAGUGCGAGUCCCAUCUCCGUUGAAGAUGAGGUGGAUGUUGAUGUAGUCGAUUGCAGCGACUCGGAGGAGCCACCACCGGCCAAAGUGCGCCGCCUACAUCACAACAAUAGUCAUCAUCACAGCCACAACAAUAACAACAACAGCAAUAGUCACAAUCACAAUAACAGUAGCUCGUCGCAAAAUCAUCUGAACAGCAGUACAACCAGCAGUCAGGGGCGCUCUACGCCGCCGCAAUCACCCGGCACCGACACCGAAGAGCGCCUCACACCUGAACCGGUGCAAAAGACGCCGAAAAUUGUGGGCUCCUGCAAUUGUGACGAACUAAAGCCGGUGCAAUGCCAUUUGGAGACAAAAGAAUUGUGGGAUCGCUUUCAUGAGCUGGGCACCGAGAUGAUUAUCACCAAAACGGGCAGGCGCAUGUUUCCCACUGUACGCGUUAGUUUCUCCGGCCCGUUGCGGCAGAUACAACCUGCCGAUCGUUACGCGGUGCUACUCGAUAUCAUACCGAUGGACUCGAAGCGUUAUCGCUAUGCGUAUCAUCGCUCGGCUUGGCUAGUCGCCGGCAAGGCUGAUCCCGCACCGCCAGCUCGUCUCUAUGCGCAUCCGGAUAGUCCAUUCAGCUGUGAAGCGUUGCGCAAACAGGUUAUCUCCUUCGAGAAGGUGAAACUAACUAAUAAUGAAAUGGAUAAGAAUGGACAGAUUGUUUUGAACUCAAUGCACCGCUACCAGCCGCGCAUUCAUCUGGUGCGCCUCAGCCAUGGCCAAAGCAUACCCACAAACCCCAAAGAACUGCAGGAACUCGACCAUAAAACCUACGUUUUUCCCGAGACCGUUUUCACCGCCGUCACCGCAUACCAAAAUCAACUCAUUACCAAACUCAAAAUCGACUCGAAUCCCUUCGCCAAAGGUUUCCGCGAUUCGUCCCGUCUCACCGACUUCGAUCGCGAUCCCAUGGAGGCACUGCUGCUUGAGCAACAACUCCGUUCACCGCUGCGUCUCUUUCCCGACCCCCUGAUGCAACAAUUCGCCGCACAGCAAGGCGUCGAUCCCACCUCAAUGGCCAUUUUCGAAAAGGCACGUCAACAUCUGCAAAUGUUCGGCGGCAAUUCGCCCUAUGCUCAGCUGAUGAUGCCGCAAAUGUAUGCACAGCAGGCGCCACCACCGCCUAGCCUCGGUGCAUUCCACAUGUUCCAGCAGCAAUGGCCGCAGUUGACGGCCGGCUUUCUGGCCAGUGCUAAUCAGCAAGCGGCCGCCGCACAGGCAGCCGCUGUCCAGGCGCAAGCCCAAGCCCAAGCACAAGCGCAGGCUCAGGCACAGGCGGCUGCAGUAGCGGCGGUGGCGGCCGCCAAUCGCACACCACCACCACCGCCUACCGCAUCAACACCAUCAUCCACGUCGUCGGGCGGCUCACCAUCGCCCGAUAUGCGGCCGCGCCAGUUUCAACGCUUCAGCCCCUACCAAGUGCCGCAGCAACAACAGACGUUGACGGCGCCACCGCAGACACGUAGCCCACACAACUAAGCGGAUAAAUGUGGGGUAGGUAUGUUGUUGCUGUUGCUGUUGAUGAUGAUAGAGCCAAAAUCAGUAUUAAAGGGAAAAUCAUGGUUCAAGCAGAAAGUUUUGUAAAUUAAUGUAGAAGAAAAUUAAAUUAUUGUACUGUAAUUUAUAAUAAAAAUUGUUUAAGUAGUUAAUUAGAAUUGAGAAAUUCGCUUUUUGUUGCUUUUGUUAGAGAAUAACAGUGAAACUGAUUCUAACGCGCUGAUAAUUCGUUAAAAAAUCGGCGAAAAUUGGUUUCUUUUGCAAGCAAAUUCAGGCAGAGAACCAGAAUCAGUUCUGUUAGUUGAGCUUUUGUAAAUUUUGUUUCGAAAUCAUAUCAAACUUGCGCAAAUAUUUUCAAACUCUAAUAGUUGGACGUGAUAACUUGUAAAUUAUAAUUUUAUUCUUAUUUUUUAAGCUAUUGUAAAUUUACGUAUAAUAAAAUCUGUUGUUUGUUCAAAAUCGUAUCUCAGUGUGUUUUAGAAUUGUGAACGCUGAUCUGCGUCAGGUAAGGCGCGUUUUAGCUUUUCUAUUAGUCGUAAUCAAGCAAAUAUUUAAAAAAUGUAAAACUGCUUUACAGCUGCUAAACGGUAUUGUAACUACUACAAAUAUAAA